Molecule: messenger RNA, 11823 nt
Organism: Eimeria tenella
Lineage: Eukaryota; Apicomplexa; Conoidasida; Eucoccidiorida; Eimeriidae
Exons: 16
Coding region: 1-11823 (3940 amino acids)
Source: RefSeq, a predicted model, not a curated record
AUGGCAGCAGCGCUGAUAUCGGUGCUGAACGAGGCGGCGGGGGAGUACGUGGAGGGCCUGGACCGCAGCCAGCUGGACUUCUCGGGGGCGCUGACGGGGAAAGUGCUGCUGCGGCACCUGCAGCUGAAGCAAAAAGUGGCCAGCGGGGGCCUCGCCGAGGACACUUUCUUCAAAGUUGUUUCUGUCGAGGGUCUUGGCAUUUACGUGGACUCUCUCGCGGUCCCGGCGUCUCUUUCCCCGGCCCUUUCCCCCCUCACAGGAGAAUCCUCUCAGCGGCAGCAGCAGGGAGCAGCAGCAGCAGCAGCAGCAGUAGAGGGUGCUGCAGCGGGAGAAAGAGCUGCUUUGAGAGGCCGCAGCAGCUCAGCAGACCCCUACGGCCAGCACGCCCGAGGGGAGAGUCGCAGCAGCGAAAACAGCAGCAACAUUCCAGCAGCAGACGCAGCAGAUGCAGCAGCAGAAGAAGACUUCUACGAUGCAGAGGAUUCCCCGUCUGAGAGAGCAGCAGCAGCGGCAGCAGCAGCGAGGAGGCAGCCUUCAGCUGCUUCCUUGAUUGCGCAGCAACAGCAGCAGCAACAGCAAGAGCAGCAGCAGCAGCAGCAGCAGCAGCAGAAGCAGCAGCAGCAGCCAAAGAAGGCCGACCGCAUGCAGCCGCUAGACAAGGAAAAGCUGAAUGAGUUCAGGGAGUUUCUUUCUCUGUUGUGGGAUAUUCCCCAUGAAUACAUUUUGUCUCCAGACACUUUUAGAGGCCAGGGGAAGUUGUUUUUGACGCUGGUGCCGACGCUGCCGCCAGACGGCCCUUUGGAGAGGUGCUGGAGCCCUUGGGGGCAGCAGCGGGAGGCGGAGAGAGACGCAGCAGAAAAGGCAGCAGCAAGUUUGCCAUCUUGCACUUUCUUUUUAACUCUUCCUGGAGUCAAACUCACUUUCGAGGCCAUGCAGGCCCUCCAGCUCUGGAAGUGGCUCGAGUUCUGCUUCAUUCUCUACGGCGCCUGGCAGGCGGGCCUUUUGGGCACUUUGGAGAAGGCCAGAGCCUCCCCAGGAGACACUCAAAGGUAUUUGCUUUGCUGGCCAGUUAAGCUGCUGCGCUGCCCGCAGCCAGUGGCUGUGCUGCGGGACGCAGAGCGGCUGCUGGUGUCUCAAGACGACGCAGAGUUGGCCUCGAAGAAGGAGACGGACGUGCCCGUGCACCAGCCCAAGCAGCAGCAGCAGCAGGAGCAGCAGCAGCAGCAGCAACGCGAGCACCGCCAGCAGCUGCUCUGCCCCGACGAGCAGCAGCAGGAAGACGACGAGGACGUCCUGGAGGGUCUGGACACGCUCGAGGCCAUCGACGCCUUCUGCGCCUCUUUCGAAGAAAGACAUUCGCUGCAGACCAUUUGCGUGCUGCGGGCGAAGGCGCUGAAGCGGCUGGUGGCCCUGCGAGAGCUGCUGGCUUCGCGGGAAGAAAGACAAAGCAGCUGGAGGCGGGCGUGGCAAUGGCUGACUUGCGGGCUUUUCAACAAGCAGCAAAGUCUGGACUUUGCUGCUGCUCAGGGAGACCCCCGGAAGCUGGCUUCUGCCAGCGCCAGCAUUGUGCAGGGCCUCAUUGAGCAGAACGGCGUGGGGUCUUCGCGUCUGCGGCAAGUGCGGGAGCACUUCUUUUCCGUGGACUUCGCGCUGGACUUGGCGCUCUCUGAACUCCAAGUCCUCGUAGUUUGCGAAGGCCGCGGAGUUGCUGUUCCCCCACCCCGCUACGGCCAGCGCCUCCUCGCCCUCGAGUGCGCCUGUCUUCAUUACCACCUCGAAAUUGGAGUCACUGGAGACCAGACCCUCAGCAUGGACGUCGAAGUAUACCCGACGACGGUGCUGACGGUGGCUCGGGACUUGGAGAGCAGCUUGACCCCGCCGGAAGUGUCUGUGCUGCUGCUGCUGGAGCCUUCGCAGCAAAAGACGAAGCGGAGGCGAAAAGGAAAUGCCUUUUUCGAUGUGCUGCAGAAGGUUUUGGGGAGGGCCGAGGACUCAGCAGCAGAUGCGCAGGACGUGGGCUCUGCAGCAGCUAGGCUGGGGCCUGCAGCAGGAGCUGCAGCAGGAGGCGCGGAGGGCGCAGGCGGCGAAGCCCUGCCGAAGGGGCCAGCAACUGCUGCGAAAGUCGCAGCAGCAGCAGCAGCAGCGACCGCAAGUGCUGCUGCUGCUGCAGUGGAGGAAGUUUCCCGUUCCGGAGGCGCGCGAGACUUCCGCAAGAAACUGGACACCAUAAGGGCCUGGAGCCCUGGAGUCUACUUGCGCAUGGACUCGCAGCUAUUUCGCACUUUGCAUGCACCUGACAUGCGUUUGCUGCUGCACUCUUGUGCAGGAAUUGUUGUAGUGGUCAGCCCGCAGCGCUGCCUGCUGGUCUUGGGCGAAAGCCUCAACCUCCUCGACGCCGCAAGAACGAAAGACCUCCUCCUUUCUUCCAAUAUACAGCUUUCAGCAGCAGCAGCAGCAGCAGCAACUGCAGGAGGGAACCCUUGGGUCCCCCAGCAGCAGCCAGCCGGCGGCCCGCCAGGCCACGCGGAAGCAGACGGGGAGGCUGCUGCUGCUGCGGCGCACCCGCGGCCGCCGGGAGCAGCAGCAGGAAAGAGCCAGCAGCAGCCGAAGGGGGCCAAGCAGCAAGAGGCCGGCGCAGCAGCAACAGCAGCAGCAGCAGAAGGCCCCACAACCGAGUCCACCCACAAACGAAGGGGGGGCCCCAGUGGCUCCUAUUUAGUUCGCCCUGUAGAUACCAGCGCUUUAUGUCUCAAAGUGGCCCACGACAAGCACAGGCCGGGCCUUCCCGCUUUCCACGUGGACAUAAUUCAAGAGAGCAUUGCGGUGUUUGUCUCGCAACACGACAUAGAGUUGUUGGCCAACAUAGCAGCAGAGUCUCUGGAGAUAUUUUAUUCCUAUUCUCCCCGUCUUGACGCAAUUUUCAGAGACGCAGCAGCGCAGCAGGCGGCGCUGGACGCGUGCAUAGUGCAGCAGAUGGAGGCGAAGUGCAUGGAGCUGGAGCAGCAGCAGCGGCAGCAGCAGCAGCUGCUGCAGCAGCAGCGGGAGGGCGAGGCCGUGGAGAGAAAGGCGUCGCGCCCAGAAGAAGACACUGUUGUCUCCUCAAUUGCUGCUGCUGGAGUGGACCACACCACUGCCCUCGUGGGCACCCAGCUGGCCCUCAGCAGGGCCAGGGCCCAGGAGGCCCUCGUGUCUGCUUCAGUCACUUUGGCCAACAGCCAGCAGGGGGACAUGUCUUUGGAGAUUCACUGUGUCUUGGCUGGCCUGCGGCUGUCGCUGCUGCGCAGGGGCCCCACGAGUAGUUUCAAGGAGGCCCCCCGCGACUGCAGCGCAGCAGCAGCGCCCGCCCCCGCCGACCACGAAGACACCGACUCCCUCGCCCCUGCUGCAGCAGCCGCAGCUGCGGCCACCACAGCAGCAGCAGCGGUGGGCGGGCCCCACGCUGCUGCGCCCCCAGGGGGGCCCUCGGGGGCCCCCCGCAGCGGCCAGGCCAAGUCCGCGUCUCUGCAGAGGAUCCACCGGAGCCGACGGUGGCAGAACGACUCGCUGUCAGCAGCAGCAGCAGCAGCAGGGCCCGCGGCAGCAGCUCCGGGCGCCGCAGCAGCAGGCGGGGGCUACUUUGGGAGCCUGGCGCACACCGCCGUGUCUGCUGCAGAGGGCCUGGCGGCGCAGCAGCGCGCAGCAUCGCUGCUGUCGGGGGAGGGGGCCCCCGAAGGGGCCCCCCUGGCCGCAGCAGCGGGGCCCCUGGGGCCGCUGCUGACAGGCAGCUGCAGCAGCUGGCUCUCGGCGUGCCUGCCGCUGACCGAACCCUGCACCGGCAAGGCCUACAGGCCUUACCAAACGGUCAGUCCACUGGUCACGUUGCUGCUGGGCGAGUGCUUCAUAGAAGCAGUGACUUCUACUGAGGGGCUGGCCCACGUGCAUGUGGCUUUGGAGGGCGUGGAGCUGCGGGACGACACCAACAUAGCCCCGCUGUGCUUGUCAUCGUUGUACCUGGGUUCGGGGGCCCCCGAGGCCCCCCAGCCGGGCUCGGGGCCCUUCGGGGGGGCCCUCCACUUCGGCUCAGUCUCUGCAGCAGAGCUGAAGGCCCCCGACUGCAGCAGCUCCGAGCGAGGCCGCCGCGCCUCCGCUUUGAGAGCUGCGGGCCCCACAGCUUCGCAGCGGAAGAGCAGCGCAGUGGAGCAGCACUUGGCCAACAGCCAGUUGCUGUUUGCGGAAAACAAACUUUCCACCAAGAGGCUGGACAGGGCCCGCACUUCCGUGCUGGUUGCGGAGGCCAGGGCGGUGAUGCCGGAGAAGCAGCAGCAGCACCAGCAGCAGCAGCAGCAGCGGCGGGGGAGAAGCGUCAGCAGGGAAGCAACGUCCGACGGGUUGUCGCACGAGGAGGCGGCGGGGCCGCGGCGCUCGUCCGGGGCCAACCGCAGAAGCAGCUACAGCAGCAGCAGCAGCAGCAGCACCUGCCCGCUGCUGCUGUGCUGCCCCCCGCGGCCGCACCUGGAAGUGCGCCUGCGGGGCAACGCCAUGGAGGAAACUGUGGACACUGUUGUAUCUCUUUCGAAGGCCCGCUUCGUUCUUGUCUGGGAAGUUCUUUACGAAGUGCUGCAGGUGGCCAGCCAGCUUUCUGAAGAGCUGCCAACUUUCCAGCCGCCGCCGCAGCAGCUGCAGCCCCCGCCUUCUCCCGCCUGGGGCUCUGUGCAGCAGCCCGCGCAGGGGCUGCAGCAGCAGCAGCAGCAGCGCGGGGGCAGCGCGGCUUCGCAGGUGAGGCCCGAGGAGCAGCUGGAGUCCAUAGUGCAGCGGCUGCUGCUGGCCCGCAGCAGGUGCAUCUCCAGGCAGCAGCUCAGCAGAAACCCCAGUGUUGCCACUACGGACAGCCGCUGGUUCAGUCUUGCGGGAGGAGACGAUCCCAGGGACUCUCGCGGGGCCUCGGGCUUCGUGUCUGCCCCUCCGGUUUCCGGCGCGGACCCCGCGCUGCAGCUGCAGCAGCAGUCCCCAGCCGCAGCAGCAGCAGCAGCAGCAGCAGCAGCAGCAGCGGCGUCGUCCCCAGCAGCAACUCCCCCGCCCGCGCCUUCAGCAGCAGCAGCAGCAGCAGGGAGCUCGAGGGCCCCUUCGGCCUCGCUCCAGUGCCUGGGAGAGUUCCCGGUGCUGCCGUCGACGCGUUUCACCUUCGAAGCCUCCGGAAGCCAACUGGAGCAGCCGCAGCAGCAGCAGCAGCAGGCGGAGCUGCCGGAGGCGCUGCCGCAGUGGGUGCCGCUGGAGAGCGGGGGCGCCUCGAGCCUGUUCGACAACGGGCGGCUGCUGCGGGCCAUCGAAGAGUCCCGCUUCGGGGCUGUGGAGGAAGAGGGCCCCUGUGACUUCACAGAGUGCGAGGGCGAGAGCCGCAGCCGCAGCGCCUUCGCAGGGUCUGCUGUGUCUUUGCUGCAGCAGGCGGGCCGCUGGGCGCUGCCCAGCACGGCGUUUGCUGCGGGCGAGAGCGUGCGGGCUGUGGGCUGCGCGGGGGCCCCCGAGGCCUUCAACAGCUGCUUCCGCCUCCCCAAGCUGCAGCUGCGGCUGCGCAUGCAGCAGGCUGAGGUGUGGUUUCCCACGGAGCCCGUGCGAAUGCCUUUCGAGGCGGAGGCCGAGGGGCCCUCUGCUGCAGGCCGCCGCAGCGCCACCGCCGCGGGGGGCUCCCUCGCCUCCCACAGCGAGCGCAGGAGGCAGCAACAGCAGCAGCAGCAGCAGCAGGGCGACGCCGCGGAUGGCGACGCAGCCAGGGGCCCCGGACUCCUCGCUGCUGUCGGCGGGGCUGCCCUUCCCCUGGGGGGCCUCGCUGCAGCACCGGCGGGGGCCUUCGGCAAAAAGGGAAGACACUUUUUAAAUAGACUUCGCUUCGACCAUGUGGGGUCCAGUGACAGCAGGGGGCCCCCCACGGACACGGGCACCAGUGGGGGCUUCAUGGGGCGCCGCCGCAAGGGCGAGACGCAGCAGCAGCUGCUGCACCACUUCAUCCCCGAGAGCUUCGCAGCAGGCCCUGGGAUCGUCCCCGGGAUCGUCCCCGGGAUCGUCUCCGGCCUCGCCUCCGCUGCUGCCGGGGUUUCCAGCGCGACUGCGAAGGGGCGCAGGGCGCUUCUGGGGGGCGCCCGCAGCGCCACGGGGCUGCAGCAGCAGCAGCUGCUGCUGUACAACAGCAGCGCCCUCAGCAGCAGCGGCAAGAGGUUCAGCCCGCGCCUGCAGCGGGUCACUGCAGCAGACUACUGGAGGGGCCUCAAAAGGCUAGUAGUUCGAAGCCAGAGAGCUACUCCCGAGGGGACAGCAGCAAUUGCAGCUUGUGCUGCUCGGGUGCCCAAGCUGAUAGCCGUGUCUGCGGCCUUCGAAGUCUCCGUGGCCUGCUUCUCGCUGCAGCGCCAGCAGCAGCAGGAGCAGCAGCAGCCGCAGCAGCAGCAGCAGCAGGAGGGGUAUUUGGAGAGCGGUCGGGAGCGGGAAGAGGCAAUGAUAACGGAGCUGGAGUGCGCGCGGCAAAUGGAAAGAAGCGGAGAGGGGCUGCUGCAGUGGCUGUCUCCUUACUGCCCCUGUUUGCUGCGCGUGGGCCUCUCCGUCUCCAACUUGUGUGCUGUUACUACGCAGCCGGAGCUGCUGUCGCCGCUGCUGCCGUGCGCAGUGGCCUGGGAGCCGCUGCGGCUGCACAGCCCGCUGCUGGCCCCCACACGGCUGCAGCUGCUGGCCACAGUGUGUGUGCCUUCUGCUGCAGCUCUCAGCGAGCGCAUUUGUGGCAUAAGUCCCGAAGCUGCUGCUGCUAUUCGCCGCCGCUACGGCAUUCUGCGGGCCCCCGAGCCCGAGGGCCUUUGUCUCAGCUUCACAGCUGAGCCGGUGCUGCUUACUCUUGACACUCUUUCGGUGGUUUUGGCUUACCAGCUGCUGUCCAUUUCGGGGGCCCUUGCUACUGCUGCUGCCAGCCUCUUCCCCGCGGCCCCCUCUUCUCCGGAGGAGCUCCGUGCAGCAGCAGCAGACAUGUCCGACACCCUCACAAGUGCUGCCAAGUCCUUCCCCGCUGCAGCGGGGCAGCAGCGGCAUGCUGCAGCAGUGGGGGCCCUCUCUGCUGCUACUGGGCCCGAGGGAUGUGGCCUUGUGGGGUACUCGGGGGCAGAGGAAGACCCGCAGGGCCCCCGGGGGCCCCCGCGGGGGCUCAACCAGGUCCUCGAGACCUUCAUGGCGGAGCAGCAGCACGAGCAGCUGCAGGAGCAGCGGCAGCAGCAGCAGCAGCAGCGCCGAGCCUCCAGCAGGGACAUGCCCUCCCCGCCGCCCUACCCAGCAGACCUCGCCGGCGAGGGGCCCCUGGGACUCCACUGGGGGGGCCCCCCGGAGGAAGACCUCGAAAGAGUCCCAGUGCCCACAGCAGCAGACGCCCUCGAGGGCUUGCUGCACACCACUGCUGUGGCCUUCGAAGUAUCUGGGGAAUUGUUUCGAGUCUCCCUGUGGGACACCUUCAGCGUGAGCCGCAAGUGCUGCUUCGCACUGACUGUAGAAGACCUGGAGCUGCGGGGGGCCUCGAGGCCCCGCUGCACAGAGACGGUCCCACUCGAUCCCGGGACCACAACUCUUGCUGCAUGCGCAGACCCCCUCGUCAAGGCUUGCUGCGCGGUGCUGCAGCACGAGGAGCUCUGCGCCCGCCACCAGAGACUGCGGCGCAGGUACAUGCACGUGCAGGCCCCCGUCAAGCGAAGGGACAGCAGAAGCGGCUCCACCCAGCAGCAGCAGCAGCCGCAGCAGCCGCAGCGGGGACCCGUGAACCCCUCGCUUGCUGCUGCUGCUGCUGCUGCUGCUGCUGCUGAGGACAUGGCCCUCAGAGUCGACGGGGCCACUCUGCGGCGCAUCAGACGCGAAUAUGCAGAAAGCAUUAGUUUGAAGGCUUCCCACGGACAGCAGGGCCUCAUUCGCCUCGUGCUGCAAAGCAGUUCCGGCCCAGUCCUUCCGGGGGGCCCUCCGCCCCCAGUGGACCGGGUGGUGGUCUGCGUGAGGAGACCAGUGGUCAAGGGCAGCACUUACUUGGUCUUUUUCGAGGCCAGCCGGGCCUCCCCGGAGCUCCAAAGGGGACAGUCUAGAGGCCUUCUCGGGGGCGUGGGCCACGUAGUGGAACAAAUACCCUGGGUGGAGAAGCCUGAGACUCUUCUUAACUUGGGUGCGGAGAAUGCCUGGCGUUUUGCCGAGACUGGCGCUAACCAGCUGGAGAAGUACCUUGCCUGGCCUGCGGCGGACAUCUUCGACCUCCAGCGGCAGCAAAAGCAGCCAUCCGCCGCCUCGACAGCUGCAGCAGCAGCUGCUGCUGCUGCUGCUGCUGCGGCUGCUGGCGCUGCUGCCGGCGCAGCGGGGGCCGCUGCAGCGCCAGGAAGCAACCAGCCCUCGAGGAAACCCUCGACAGCAGAUGGCAAAGCCGCCUUGCCACCUGGGGAAUCCGCAGUGGAGGCCCACUCGGGGUCCUUUUUGGGCAACGGGGGGCCCCCCCUGAGGGCUGCGUCGGAGGUCCGCGGGGGCCCCCGGCCCCCAUGGGUUAUGCCCGAGGGCUACUGGGGCGGCGCCAGUGAAGAGCGCCUGAGGCUGUUUGACCCCAAUACGGACCCCAGGGCCCGUGGGGGGCCCCCGCAGCGCAAGCGGCCGUGGCGGGGGGGCCCCCCGGGGGCCCCCGGGCGAGGGGGGAAGCUGGAGACGGCGGGGGAAAGCGACGAGGAGGAAGUGGAAAGACCCCCGCUGUUCAGCAGAGACUUGAGCGUGAACUUGUUUGUGGUGGGGGCGGGGCUGUCGCUGAUCGACAGCAAGCCCGCAGAGAUUUUCUACGGCUCGCUGCAGCUGCUGCAGCUGGCCUUCAAGUCCAGCCAAGAAGGCGAAAAGCUGCGCCUGUCCAUAGGCUGGGUGCAAAUCGACAACCACGCGCCCAUGGCUUACUACCCAACAAUGCUGCGGCCCAUCACUGACAUGCGGGCGAGCUUUAGCCCCGACGAGGCCUCCUCGAGCUCCCCAAAGGCCUCCGCCGACAGCUCCCGCCACCUCAGUGCAGCCUCCACGGCCACGGCCCCAGCCCCCCUCAAGAGAGACCCCAGCAAAGAAGACUUGCCCGUGCGGCCCCAGGGUCCCCAGGGGCCCCUGGGCCCCACGGGCCUCGGGGUCCGGCCCCCCAGGCCCCCCUCUCCGGGGCGCGCUUCCCCCCGCAUGGGGGGCCGGAGAGGGGCAGUGCCCUUCACGGCCACCAGAGACCCUGGGGACAACGAAGAACGGGAAGGGGAAGGGGGUGGGCUGGUGGCGCCGGGGGCCCCGGGGGCCCCGGGGGCCCCCGGGGUCCCGGGGGGUCCCCUGCGGUCGUCGCUGGCCCUGCAGGAGCGGCGCAGGUCCGCCUCGCACCUGCCCCUAGAAGAAGCCGAAGAGGCCCAUGCGCUGCAUGCGGAGGCCGAAGGGCUGAAGCUGCUGGAUGAAGAAGACGCAGUGGCGCAGCUGGUGCUGGAGAGGCGCAACACUGUGGACGGGAGAGGCCUGACAGUAAUACCCCAGUGCGUGCUGCGGCUGGCGCCCAUGUCAGUGAACAUUGACUUUCAGUUGGCCUUCGCGCUGCUGCUGUUUGUGGACGAUUUGCUGAGGACCACCGACUUGGACUUGCUGCAGCAAAGCGUCAAGGAGAUCCGAACCUCCGAGACUGAUGCAGGCAGCCCCAGCUGGAGAGCCAUGCUCGGCCCCGUGGAAGGAGCCCUGGCCGAGGUGAUCCGGGGGAGCGGCGACGGAGCAGGGAAAGUGUACUUGGGAACUCUAGACGUGGGCCGGGUGGCUCUGGUGAUAAACAUUCGAAACAAACGGCAAGGCGCAGAAGAAGAGGAGCAGCCCCACAGCGAACUGAUUCGCGGGGUGUUGGCAAUAAUGAAGUCCAGCCCUUACAUAAGCGACGCGAACUUGGUCUUCGCGCCCGAAGUGCACCAGAGCCUCUGCGGGCCCCUCGUAGUUCUCGUCUCCGACAUUCUCCAAACUUACAUCGGCCAGGCCAUCAAACAAAUCUUCCAACUCCUCGGCGCUGUCGACCUCUUCGGAAACCCCGUCAUCAUGUGCAAACACUGGAAGUCCGGAGCCCAGGGCUGCUUCUACGAAAUGCGCCGGGGGCUGGCCCUGUGGGGCACUCCGGGCUUUGCGUUUAUCUCCUUCGGGCGGGGCCUCGCGCGGUGCGGCACGGGCUUUGUGGGGGGCCUCUUGGACUCUUCGGGCCGGUUUUUUGGGUCUUGGUUUCAGUGCUUCGAGGCCUUGGCCCGCAACUCCGACUCCUAUUCCGUAAUGCCUUUUGCCCAGGGCCAAGGGGGCUUCACGGACCAGCCGGGGAGCAUUGCAGAGGGGCUUGUCUCUGGGGGCAAGGGCUUUGCAUUUACCUUCGCUUUGUCGCUGGCGAACUUCUGCGGCAAGCCCUUCAAAGCCACGCAAAUCCACUUGGCCCAGCCCUCCCUCAACAGCAAAAAGGACAGGCUGCUGGCGGGGGGCAAAGGCUUCGCCAUUGGGGCUGCCUCGGGACUCAGCUCCCUCUGUUUUGGAGUUCCCUCUUCUCUGCUGCUGCUGCUCUCCUCCUCUUGCGUCGGCGCACUCAACCAAAUACAGGCAGUGCCCAUGCUCGAAUCAGUGCGGCCGCGGCGGGUGUUUUGCAUUGGCUGCUGGCGGCCAGAAAGCUACAGCUUUUCGCUGGCUGCGGCGCAGAGCUGCGUGCGGCGGGGGGCGCGGGCGCCGCCGGCGCAGCUGCUGUUCACAAUUCCCGUAUACAAGCAGCGGGAAGAGGGGGAGGGGCAGGGGCCCCCCCCCGGGGGGGAGCGGCUGCAGCGGCUGGAGCAGCGGCUGCAGCAGCUGGGCCGGGGGCAGCAGCAGCCGCGGCGGCGGCGCCCGCUGCUGUGGCUGGCCGUGGGGCUCCGCAAGUUGGGGCUGCUCGAAGGCAAACAUGUCCUCUGGAGCUGCUUCCGCGGCGAUGUGGCCCAGCUGCAGGUUGUCAGGGCCCCCGCAGCAGAUCACAACAACCCCACCAAAGCCGUCGCCUUCUUCCUCAGCGUCCUCCACUUCAGAACCGACGGGAGGCCCCCCUCAGACGAGGGCCUCUCCAGAAACGUCCGAGAGGGUCUCAGACAAAGGGCUGAACUCGGCGGCAUGCAGGUGCAAACGCCCGCCACGAACAGCUCCAUCACCGGCAGCAGCAGCUACAGUAGCACCACCAGUAGCAGCAGCAGCAGCAGCGGCAGCUACACCGACGAGGAGGCCACGGAAGACCUCGAAGACGAAUUUUCGGAGUCUUCGUCCUCCCUGUCCAACACUUUUGGCGGUCCAUUAUCCAGGGACCCCUCAGCAGACCAGCAAGCACCAGCAGCAGCAGCAGCACCAGGGAAAGCAGCAGCUUCAGGCGUCAAAGACAGCAGCUGGCCAAAGAAGAGCGAGUCCAGUGGGCAGCAAAGAAGCAGCAUGAGGGAAACCCUCACUUCCCUUGUCAAAGGCUCCCGCCUGGGGGGCCGCGGCAGCUCUCUGCAGCCAGAGGGUUCUGGGGAGCAGCUGCAGCGCGAGUCCUCGGUUCCUCAGCAGCAGCCGCAGCAGGAAGAGCCGCAGCAGCAGCAGCAGCAGCUGCUGCCGCAGCAGGGCAGGUGGAAAGUGCUGCGAAAGAGCAACGUGGGGAAGUGGUUCCUGGGCCGAGGCAAAACCUGGGAGACAGAUCCUAUGAAGCAAACUUUCAUCUCCAGAUGGGUUGAGUUCCCCUCAGAGAUGGCCGCGCUGCAUGCAUUUGAUGUUCUCUCGCAGCUGCUGGACAGCCCCCCAGGCCAGGGGCUGACAGACACCACCGUCUUCCCCCUCCCCUAG